Molecule: messenger RNA, 8526 nt
Organism: Mesocricetus auratus (golden hamster)
Lineage: Eukaryota; Metazoa; Chordata; Mammalia; Rodentia; Cricetidae
Product: protein piccolo-like
Biological process (GO): presynaptic active zone assembly; protein localization to synapse
Cellular component (GO): axon; cytoskeleton of presynaptic active zone; GABA-ergic synapse
Molecular function (GO): structural constituent of presynaptic active zone
Source: RefSeq, a predicted model, not a curated record
AUGGCGCUAGAUAGAAAGUCUACAAUAAUCCUAAUCUGUUCAUUGCUGUCCAUUUUGCAGAUUCAAGAAUGGCUUUGUUUAAAUUGCCAGACGAACAGAGCAAUAUCAGGACAACUGGGAGAUAUGGGCAAAAUGCUCCCUGUAUCGUCAGGAUCCAAGGCAUCCCCUGUGCCUGCCCCUGCAGACCCAUCAUCUCAGAAAACACCCGUAGGGGGCCAUGUGAAAGGCAAAAAGAAGGAAACAGAAGGAAAAACUGAAACUGAGAAAUUUAUUCCAGAAAAAGAAACAGCAUCCAUUGAGAAAACGCCCCCAGCGGUCGCCACAGGUGAAAAGCUGGACGAGACUAAAUUAGAGAAAAGCAAAGUUUCAGCCCUGCAAGAAAAGAAACCACCCUCUGAAGAGGAACAGCCAGUCCCUGAAGAGAAAGUGGGAAAGAAGCCAUCUGCUGAAGGAAAGUUGGCUUCAGCAGAAGACAAACCACCUCUGGAGGGAAAGAAGCCUAUCCCCGACCACAAGAAAUUACCCGCAGAAGUAAAGCCCCUGGCCUCAGAGCCGGAGAAGAAACGGGAAGCACUUCAAGCUCAAGUACAAAUUCCUGAAGAGGAGCCCACAGGGAGAGUGGCCACUCAGGAAGACUGGCGUGCAGAGGCCAGGGCUGGAGCUCCCCCACGCAGCCACGCCCCGCAGACUUUGCCCAGGGAAGGCGGGAAGGAGAGCCACACAGAGAAGCAGCCCCAGGAGGAAGGCAGUGUGGAGCCUGACCAAGUGGAGCCCAGCAAAGGCAAAACAAAAAAGGAAGAGGAUAAAUCAGAUACUCCCAGUUCUCAGCAGCCCAAGAGCCCACAAGGUCUGAGUGACACAGGAUAUUCUUUGGAUGGAAUAUCAGGUUCUCUUGGUGAAAUCCCAAGUCUUAUACCAAGUGAUGAAAAAGAUUUGCUAAAGGACUCUUUCUCUCAAGAAAGCAGCCCUUCCAGCCCCUCGGACUUGGCGAAACUGGAAAGCACAGUACUGUCCAUUUUGGAAGCUCAGGCAAGCACCCUUAGUGAAAAAUCAGAAAUGAAAGCACAGCCCCAGAAGGUUUCUCCCGAGCAGCCUCAGGACCAGCAAAAGUCUCAGAUUCCAUCUGACGCGCUGGAUAUUACUAUUUCAGAAGAAGAGGACAAAGAGAGCCAAGAAAGGAAAGAAAGCUCCAAAAGGGAUAGCCAACAAGGCUUUCCUGCUAGGAAAGACCAUAAAGAAAAGCCUGAGCUAGUUGAUGAUCUAAGUCCAAGAAGAGCAUCCUAUGACUCAGUGGAAGACAGCAGUGAGAGUGAAAACUCCCCUGUUGCCCGUAGGAAGCGGAGAACUAGUGUUGGCUCAUCAAGCAGCGAUGAGUACAAACAGGAGGACAGUCAAGGUUCUGGGGAAGAGGAGGACUUCAUUCGAAAACAGAUUAUAGAAAUGAGUGCUGACGAGGAUGCCUCUGGCUCUGAGGAUGAUGAGUUCAUUAGGAGUCAGCUUAAAGAGAUUGGUGGCAUGACUGACAGCCACAAGAGGGAAGAAACUAAAGGGAAACACAGACGGCUGACUCGCAAGAGUAGUGCUAACUUCGAUGACGAGGCAGGCAGACGGCAUUCCUGGCAUGACGAGGACGAUGAAACAUAUGAUGAAAGCCCUGAACUCAAAUUCCGAGAAACUAAAAGCCAGGAGAGCGAAGAACUUGUGGUGGCUGGAGGAGGGGGGUUACGCCGAUUUAAGACGAUCGAACUCAACAGUAUGAUAGCAGAUAAGUACUCGGCAGAAUCCUCUCAGAAAAAAGCAACUUUGUAUUUUGAUGAAGAGCCAGAGUUAGAAAUGGAGAGCCUGACCGACUCACCUGAAGACAGAUCUAGGGGAGAGGGGUCCUCUAGUCUCCAUGCAUCCAGCUUCACUCCCGGCACGUCCCCUACAUCAGUGUCAUCACUGGACGAGGACAGUGACAGUAGCCCAAGUCACAAAAAAGGGGAGAGCAAGCAGCAGCGCAAAGCCCGGCACAGGACACAUGGCCCUCUCUUACCCACCAUUGAAGACUCCUCAGAGGAGGACGAAUUGAGAGAGGAAGAAGAAUUGUUAAAGGAGCAAGAGAAACAGCGGGAGUUAGAGCAGCAGCAACGAAAGAGUUCUAGUAAGAAGUCAAAGAAAGACAAAGACGAACUUCGUGCUCAGAGAAGGAGAGAAAGACCAAAGACGCCACCCAGUAAUCUCUCUCCCAUCGAGGACGCAUCUCCCACGGAAGAACUGCGCCAGGCAGCGGAAAUGGAGGAGCUCCAUAGGUCCUCUUGUUCCGAAUACUCGCCUAGCAUAGAAUCAGACCCAGAAGGGUUUGAAAUAAGCCCUGAGAAAAUAAUAGAAGUUCAAAAAGUUUAUAAACUGCCCACGGCUGUGUCCUUGUACUCACCAACAGAUGAGCAAUCUGCUAUGCAGAAGGAAGGGGUGCAGAAAGUUCUCAAAAGUGCUGAGGAGAUGUAGGAAGAAAUGAUGCAGAAGAACCACAAAUAUAAAGCUUUUCCAGCUGUAAGUGAACGAGAUGACGUGUUUGAAAAGGAGCCAUUGUAUGGUGGCAUGUUAAUAGAGGACUACAUUUAUGAAUCUUUAGUAGAGGAUACAUACAAUGGAUCAGUAGAUGGCAGUCUGAUCCCAAGGCAAGAAGAACAAAAUGGAUUCAUGCAGCAGAGAGGAAGAGAGCAAAAAAUAAGACUCCCAGAACAGAUUUAUGAUGAUCCUAUGCAGAAAAUUACAGACCUCCAGAAAGAGUUUUAUGAGUUAGAAUGCUUACAUUCUGUUGUGCCUCAAGAAGACAUAGUUUCCAGCUCUUACAUCAUUCCUGAAAGCCACGAGAUAGUGGAUCUGGGAACCAUGGUAACUUCUACCAGUGAAGAAAAGCAAUUAUUAGAUGCUGACACUGCGUAUGAAGAACUCAUGAGGCGACAACAGAUGCAGGUAACAGAUGGGUCCAGUCCCACACAGACCACCGUAGGGGAUGACAUGGCAGAUUCCAUGAUGGAUUUUGACAGGGUGCAAGAUACAUCUUUGACAUCAAGCAUCCUUUCUGGAGCAUCUCUUACGGACUCAACCAGCAGUGCAACUCUCUCUAUCCCAGAUGUUAAGAUAACCCAACAUUUUUCAGCAGAAGACCUCGAGGAUGAAUACGUAACUGAUUAUACAAGAGAAAUUCAAGAGAUAAUAGCCCAUGAGUCACUGAUAUUGACCUACUCUGAGCCUUCAGAAAGUGCUGCAUCUGUCCCGCCUUCCGACACACCUUCUCUCAUAUCAUAUAUUUCUUCAGUCUGCACCACAGACAGCUCCUCACCUGUCACUACCCUGGAUAGCCUAACCACUGCUUAUACAGAGCCAGCAGACAUAAUAACUAAAUUUGAAGACUCCGAGGAAAUUUCUUCAUCAACUUAUUUUCCAGGCAGCAUCAUUGACUAUCCAGAAGACAUAAGUAUAUCUUUAGAUCGGACCACCACACCUGAAAGUAGAACUAAUGCUGAUCGUAUCGUGGUUUCCUUCUCUAGUACAGCACCUUCUGUCGCAGAAUUCGUAGGCGCUAAAGCUGACAGGCCACAAGCUGUUACCAUGUCCACUGACUUACCUGAAAAAGAUCCAAUAAAAGGCAAGAAGGAAACUGGGGAUGGAAUUAUUCUGGAAGUUUUGGAUGCUUACACAGAUAAAAGGGAAGAGUCUGAGGCUGAAAUAACAAAAAUUACCUUACCUGAAACUGGGUUGGUCCAAACACCUUCUUCUGUUAUAGCCCCUCAGAUGAAGGAAGAACCUGUAACUCCAUAUUCUCUGUCUGGAAAGAUCUCUGGUCAGGAAAAGCCCACAUAUAGGUUACCAUCAGCCAGUAUUCCUGUUUCCACCCAUCCAUCUAAAGCUCGUCCAUUUUUCAGAAGUUCUUCUUUGGAUAUAUCAGCCCAACCGCCCCCUCCUCCUCCCCCACCCCCUCCUCCCCCUCCACCCCCUCUUCCUCCGCCUCCACCACCAUUACCCCCAGCAACUUCACCUAAACCAGCCACUUACCCUAAAAAAACUUUGGCAGUUGCAGCUCCAGUGACUCCAACGGCAGUUGUCACAACCCAUAUUGAUGCUAUUACUACAGUAGAGGCCACAACUGCUCGGAAGAGUAAUGGGUUACCUCCCAUCAAAGUAUGUGCCACUGCCCCUCCUCCUGUCCCUCCCAAGCCUUCUUCAAUUCCAACUGGACUUGUAUUUACACAUAGGCCAGAACCAAGCAAACCUCCAAUUGCCCCUAAGCCAGCAAUUCCUCAGAUUCCAGUGACUACACAGAAAAUAACAGAUGCAUGCCCCAAACCAACAGGUCUAUCUUUAACUUCAAGCAUGUCCUUAAAUUUAGUGACUUCAGCAGGUUACAAACUGCCUUCCCCUACCUCUCCACUUUCCCCACAUUCUAAUAAAUCCUCACCAAGAUAUUCUAAGUCUCUAAUGGAGACUUAUGUGGUUAUUACAUUACCAUCUGAGCCUGGGACUCCAACAGAUUCUUCUGCUUCUCAAGCCAUUACCAGUUGGCCCUUGGGAUCACCCCCAAAAGAUCUGGUUUCCCUUGAAACAGUGUUUUCUGUAGUUCCUCCUAUGACAGCUCCAGAAAUUCCAAGUUCUUCACAGCCUACCCUGUAUGCACCAGGAACUUCGGAGACAUUUUCUGCUGUACCUGUUGUAACACCAUCUCUAUUUCAAGGAGCUCUGACUUCACUUACACAGUUUCUUCCAACAGAAGCUUCAAAAACUGUGGUAUCCACAACCAGAAGUGUAGUCCCAAGCAUUGCUCCCAGAAGUGUUUCCAUACCGAUUCCUCCAGAACCUCUUGCUCUAGACAGGCAUCAGUACAAGGAAAAUGGAAAAUUGCCACUUAGUGGUGAUGCCAUUGAUUUGCGGACAAUACCAAAGACAGAAGCUAAAGCAACUGAAAAAUGUAUGGACCUUUCUGCUUCUUCAGUGGAUGCAAAAAGACAGCCCACAGCAAAUGACGUUUAUGGGCGACAGAUCAGUGCUGUCCAACCUUCUAUCGUGAAUCUCAGUGCAGCUUCCUCUUUUGUAGCUCCAGUCACCCUAGACUCUGAGACAGUGGCUGUUGUCACAUGCACAGGUACUACAAUUUACACAACAGGCUCAGGAGGCCAAGUGAGUAUAGAGCCUGCAAUGGCAUCACCACUCCAGCUCACUACAUUAAAACAUACCGAGUCACCGUACAGGAUAUCAAGUGGCCAGACAUUCCCUUUGGUUAGAGAUGAAGCACCGAUAAACUUGUCUCUGGGUCCUUCAGCUCCGGCAGUGACACUGGCUGUUACGAAGCCUGUCACUGUACCUCCAGUCGGUGUCACCAAUGGAUGGACUGACAGCAGCACAUCUCAGGGGAUCACCGAUGGGGAGGUGGUAGACCUCAGCACAUCAAAGUCUCAUAGAACAGUUGUGACAAUGGAUGAAUCUACUUCAAAUGUAGUGACCAAAAUCAUAGAAGACGAUGAAAAACCUGUUGAUUUGACUGCAGGAAGAAGAGCUGUGUGCUGUGACAUGGUUUAUAAGUUGCCUUUUGGAAGGAGCUGCACAGCACAGCAGCCAGCAACUACCCUUCCUGAAGACCGUUUUGGAUAUAGGGAUGACCACUAUCAAUAUGAUAGAUCAGGGCCAUAUGGUUACAGAGGGAUUGGUGGAAUGAAACCUUCCAUGUCUGAUACAAAUUUAGCAGAAGCUGGACAUUUUUUCUAUAAAAGUAAGAAUGCUUUUGAUUACUCAGGAGGAUCUGAUGCAGCAGUAGAUCUAACUUCAGGGAGAGUGACUACAGGCGAGGUAAUGGAUUAUUCAAGCAAGACUACAGGUCCAUAUCCAGAAACACGCCAAGUCAUUUCAGGAGUUGGGAUUAGUACCCCACAGUAUUCCACAGCAAGAAUGACUCCACCUCCAGCACCCCAGUAUGGUGUGGGAAGUGUUUUGAGGUCCUCUAAUGGUGUUGUCUAUUCUUCAGUAGCAACUCCAAUCCCCUCUACAUUUGCUAUCACCACUCAACCUGGCUCCAUUUUCAGUACCACGGUCAGGGAUUUGUCUGUUAUUCACACAACAGAUGCACUGACUUCAUUAUCAGCCCUGCAUCAAAGCCAGCCAAUGCCUCGAUCGUAUUUCAUAACACCAGGGGCAUCAGAAACAGACAUCUCAGUAACCAGUAUUGACAUCAAUGCCGGUCUGCAAACUAUUACUAUGGAAACUCUUCCUGCUGAGACAAUGGACUCUGUUCCUGCUUUAACCACAGCGUCUGAAGUGUUUUCUGAGGUGGUAGGAGAGGAAAGCACACUUUUAAUGGUAUCUGAGGAAGAUAAACAGCAACAGCAGCUUGACUUGGAGCGAGAGCUCCUGGAACUGGAGAAAAUUAAGCAACAACGCUUUGCCGAGGAGCUAGAGUGGGAACGUCAGGAGAUUCAGAGAUUCCGGGAACAAGAAAAGAUCAUGGUUCAAAAAAAGCUGGAGGAGCUGCAGUCUAUGAAACAGCACCUCCUCUAUCAGCAAGAAGAAGAACGGCAAGCCCAGUUUAUGAUGAGGCAGGAGACAUUAGCUCAGCAACAGUUACAACUUGAACAAAUCCAACAGCUGCAACAGCAGCUGCACCAGCAACUCGAGGAGCAAAAACUUCGCCAGAUCUACCAGUAUAACUAUGACCCCUCUGGAACUGCUUCUCCACAAACUACCACCGAACAGGCAAUUUUGGAGGGUCAAUAUGCUGCUCAAGAGGGCAGUCAGUUUUGGGCCGCUGAGGAUGCCACCACUACAGCCUCUACUGUGGUGGCCAUUGAAAUACCACAGAGCCAAGGAUGGUACACUGUUCAGUCUGAUGGGGUGACUCAGUACAUUGCCCCGCCUGGCAUCUUGAGCACUGUUUCAGAGAUACCUCUGACAGAUGUUGUUGUAAAAGAGGAGAAACAACAAAAGAGGAGCUCUGGAGCCAAAGUUAGGGGGCAGUAUGAAGAGAUGGGGGAAAAUAUGGCAGAUGAUCCACGGAAUUUGAAAAAGAUAGUGGACAGUGGUGUACAAACCGAUGAUGAAGAAACUGCGGAUAGGAGCUAUGCAAGCAGGAGGAGAAAAACUAAAAAGAGCGUCGAUACCAGUGUCCAAACCGAUGAUGAAGAUCAGGACGAAUGGGACGUGCCUUCUAGGUCAAGAAGGAAAGCACGUCCGGGGAAAUACGGAGACAGCACCACAGAGGGUGACAAGACGAAACCCCUUUCCAAAGUCUCCAGUGUAGCAGUUCAGACAGUCGCAGAGAUAUCUGUGCAAACUGAGCCAGUGGGAACCAUAAGAACACCUUCCGUACGAGCACGGGUGGAUGCCAAGGUAGAAAUAAUUAAACACAUUUCCGCACCUGAAAAGACUUACAAAGGGGGCAGUUUAGGAUGUCAAACAGAAACAGAUUCAGACACACAGAGCCCUCCAUAUCUGGGUGCCACCUCUCCACCCAAAGACAAGAAGCGCCCAACUCCUUUAGAGAUCGGCUACUCGUCAUCUCACCUUCGGGCAGACACCACAGUCCAGCUGGCUCCUUCCCCGCCCAAGUCUCCAAAAGUCCUUUACUCACCCAUCUCACCACUCUCACCAGGCAAAGCAUUAGAGUCAGCCUUUGUACCUUAUGAAAAACCCCUCCCUGAUGACAUAAGUCCACAGAAAGUACUACAUCCAGAUAUGGCUAACGUGCCCCCAGCAAGUCCUAAGACAGCCAAGAUGAUGCAGCGCUCUAUGUCUGACCCCAAGCCGCUGAGUCCUACAGCAGACGAAAGUUCCAGGGCUCCUUUUCAGUAUUCCUGAGGGCUUCACGGUAAGAGGGAUUCUGUUCAGGUAGAAGACAAUGGAUGAGUUGAUGUUGAUCAUGUGUUUGCAGACUUAGAAGGUAACAAGACUAACAUGUAGAAAGUGAGGGACUGAAACUGAGGGAGGACUAUCACAUUAGGAGAGGAGGACCACAUUCCCUUAAAGGUGCCCCCAAAGGAAGACUGUUAUGUGAGACUGAAGUUUUAUUCUAAUAUAAAAAUAUCUCUGAAUUGUAGCCUUAUUUCAGUGUAUGUAACUAAUAUUCCUUUCCCCGCAUGAUGGUAUAAAUAUUGACUAUAAACAAGGAUGAAGCAUGAGCAUGCCUUUAGAUGAGGAGUACGAGAACUCAUGAUUGAAGUGCUCGUCAAAUACAUGUGGUCAGUCUCUUCUUCCAGCCAGAAUACUGACCUUAAAGGCUUAGCAUAGCUCAUUGACCAAGAUGUGGGCAUACGAAUGUAUGGUGCAUUAGGCAAGUUCAUACAUGCUUAUUUUGUUUGUAGCAACUUUCUUACACUAAACCUCAGAGGAGCCACACCGCUAGUGCUUAUAGAAGCAUAGCUAAUUUUUAUGUUUCUUUCAAUAGUAGAGAUUGUUUUAUGAAGUAUAAUUUUGCCUUAAGGGAAGAAACAGAUAAUAUGUUAGACAUAUAGAUGUAAAUGGAAGUGGGAAGUGUUAAUUAACCAUAAUUAUAUUAUA